Molecule: messenger RNA, 601 nt
Organism: Cylas formicarius (sweet potato weevil)
Lineage: Eukaryota; Metazoa; Arthropoda; Insecta; Coleoptera; Brentidae
Gene: Blos2
Product: biogenesis of lysosome-related organelles complex 1 subunit 2
Exons: 3
Coding region: 89-517 (142 amino acids)
Biological process (GO): lysosome localization; endosomal transport
Cellular component (GO): BORC complex; BLOC-1 complex; gamma-tubulin complex
Molecular function (GO): gamma-tubulin binding
Source: RefSeq, a predicted model, not a curated record
GAUCAGCUGAUUUUGACAAAUGCAAGUUGUGGAGGUUAUGGAACUGUUUUCGUAAAUAAAAGGAAAGUUAAAUUAGAGAACUAUUAAAAUGACCGAUGAAAUUGAUUCUGACGGACUCACAGAUUCUCCAAAGAAAGGUCCUACACUAUCCACCUCUACAUCUAGCUUUGAAGCUUUGGACCCACAUGAUCCAAACUUGAGCAGAUUAGCUAAUGCUCUUUUUAGCAAAACCUCGGACUAUUUAUAUGGGGAACUGACAUCUACAUUGGAUGACUAUAGGUUGCUUGAAAAUAUGAAUCGAGUAACAAAAACAAAGUAUCGCGACAUGACGCAAAUAGCGGCAAAUGUAACAAAGAGCAUUGCAGAACUGAACGAGAAAUAUGAAUCUCUUGAGCCUCUUCUUCAGCAAAUAGAUCAGAUUGAAGAUAGCGUUAUCAAAUUGGAACAGGCGGCUUAUAAAUUGGAUGCUUAUUCAAAAAGAUUGGAAGCAAAAUUUAAAAAUCUGGAGAGAAGAUAGGUUUAUUUCAAUUUGUUGUAAAUUUUUACAAUGUAGGUGGGUACUGUUAUAUGCUGUAAAUUGUUUAAUAUACAUAUAUGGAUA